AUGCCGAGGAAUAGACUGCAGAAGGCACCGAAGAUGAUGCACCUCAUCGACGCCCAUUUGCGACCAUCAUUAAGCGAAGUUCACAAACGUUCAUCGAUGGUCACUUCGCCAGAUAAUGGCCUGGGCCAUGAGCAUAUUAUAAUUUUUCACAUUAAUUCCUUACCCACGAAAUGUAAGCCGCACUCAGGGCUUAAAGAACACCGACGAGGUUACAAAGUGGAUACUGGAUUAAGCUCAUACAAAAUGCAUCCAAGGCCGAUUUGGGUCGGGAAACGGCAUUUUAGGGUUGCUCUGUAUCAGCCAUUACCGUCAAUACCCGAACGGUGGUUUCGCUUCUUGAAGAAGACGAGCGGGAAGUUCAGAGGCAACGUUGAAUUCUCUUCUCCCAUUCUCCGUCGAUCCGAUGCUUGUUUAUAUCCACAAACUCCCGAUAUCGACCUGAACCCCGAUGGCUAUGGUCAUUAUCCCCCUACGGCUUUCAUGCCUAAUGCAUUCUGGAUGGCCUAUUCAAACGAAAUAGCGGAGCGCUGGGACUAUUAUAAUCAGAAGGCCAAAGCAAUAGGUACCGAAUGCAAACGUGACACUAUCAAGUGUCGGGACGAAGACGGAAGCCCAACGACGGACAGACAGAGAGCAUCUCUUCUAAUGCGCCUCAUUACAUCUAGAAGCGAUGCUCAUCCAACUCCCAUCUUCAGAGAAACCUUUCAACAAGUGACGGCAUUUUCCGAACAACGUGUUCCUUAUCCUCAAGCUUCCAGGCUGGGUCGAAAACGGACAGAAAAGGAACAUACGGCCCUGAACCUCCUUUUCUCACCUGGAAAUCUCGACGAUCUCUAUUCUUUCGCCAUUUUCCAGCGAUUCUCUGUCCAUUUUGCUACUGAACGACGGGAUGAGAACGAUCCGAGAUAG
Messenger RNA from Desarmillaria tabescens, 909 nucleotides. RefSeq lists its product as uncharacterized. The coding region runs from base 1 to 909 and encodes 302 amino acids. The record is from RefSeq and is a predicted model, not a curated record. Lineage: Eukaryota; Fungi; Basidiomycota; Agaricomycetes; Agaricales; Physalacriaceae. The transcript is spliced from 8 exons.